Penicillium mononematosum is the source of this 1821-nucleotide messenger RNA. RefSeq names its product putative ceramide glucosyltransferase. The transcript has 3 exons. The coding region runs from base 1 to 1821 and encodes 606 amino acids. Gene Ontology annotation, cellular component: membrane. Gene Ontology annotation, molecular function: ceramide glucosyltransferase activity. NCBI's taxonomy places the organism in Eukaryota, Fungi, Ascomycota, Eurotiomycetes, Eurotiales, Aspergillaceae. Gene Ontology annotation, biological process: glucosylceramide biosynthetic process. The record is from RefSeq and is a predicted model, not a curated record.
AUGCUCUCUGGUUGGUCCAAUGCAGGUCUUGUACCAACUGCCGAAAUAAAAUCCACCCACGUCCAAUUGCUGCUUCUCCUUCUCCUCCAGAAUGUCAUUCUCAUCUGCUCCUAUGUUGCUUUUCCUUUGUGUCCCAUGCUAAAGCCUACCUUUUCGUUCCUCCUUCGCAGGUCUGACGAUGGCGCGCUAUACGUGUCCGUCGCGAUCGGUUGGAUUGCCCUGAUCUGGUAUGCAUUCAUACUGGGAGUUUGCGGCCUGGGAUAUUUUCAGAUAUGGAAAUAUUUCCUCAGCAAGCCACAUCGGUCACGGCUAACGAAAGCCUCCGUCUCCGACGUACCGCACGUCACCGCCAUCCGGCCUGUCAAGGGCCUCGAGCCGCACCUCUAUGACUGCCUCGCUGCCACCUUUCGACAGGACUACCCACGCGACAAGCUCAGCAUUCGGCUCUGUGUAGCGACGCGCGCUGAUCCGGCCUACUCUACCCUCUGCAAACUAGUCACCGACUUCCCCCAUGUCGACGCGCGCAUUUUCGUCGAAGAGGAAGAUCCGCUCUUGCAGCAGGAUGGCAACAAUACGUACACACUCGGACCGAAUCCCAAGAUCCGGAAUAUGAGCCGCGCAUACCGUGAAGCCAAAGGAGAUAUUGUCUGGAUCAUUGACUGCAAUGUCUGGGUCGGAAAGGGAGUCUGUGCCCGGAUGGUAGACAGGUUGUGCGGGACUGGACCCUCAUCGAGCAAGAAAUACAAGUUCGUGCACCAUCUGCCUGUGGCAGUGGAUGUGACCGGAGAUAGCAACCUUCGUGAAGAGCGGCAGGCGCUCCUAGAUGCCAACCCAGAAGGCACGGGUGCUAAUGCAGCGGCCGCAGCGAUGCCGUCCGUCCGUCCGGAGGAUGGGCCUGCAGCCAUGAUCGCGACUGGAGGCGGUCGCCUGGAAGAGCUGUUCCUGUCCUCCGCGCACGCGAAGAUGUACACCGCGAUCAACACGGUCCUCGUUGCACCGUGCAUCGUGGGAAAAUCCAACAUGUUCCGCCGCUCCCAUCUGGACUAUCUCACCCGUCCGUCGGCCUCCGAUCCGCAGGCUCGCAGUCCCGGCAUCGAUUUCUUCUCCGACAACAUCUGUGAGGACCAUCUGAUUGGUGAUCUGCUGUGGAAGAAGCAGGUGCGCGAAGAGAAAGAGCUCCGCGAGCGUUGGGGCAAGCACGCCAUGGUCUUUGGCGACAUGGCUAUUCAACCUGUCGCCAACAUGAGCGUGCCGGCGUACAUUGCCCGUCGUAUCCGAUGGCUACGGGUCCGCAAAUUUACCGUUCUACUCGCUACGCUUGUCGAACCAGGCACCGAGUCAUUCCUAUGUACAAUCUACGGUGCCUGGGGCAUUACCACUGCCCUGGCGCCGUAUCUCGAGCGGAAUGGCAUGCAAUUUGCCUCCCGUCUUGGAACGUGGGGUGCAUUCUUUGGCUUGUUCGCACUUGGCAUGGUCUUCUGGAUCCUGGUCGAUUGGACACUGUAUAUCAAGCUGCAUUCCGGAAAAUGCGUCGAAUUGGACGAGGAUACCCCGGCUUUUGCUCGGCCCCAACGCUACCGAUCAUCCCAAGCUACCCGUCGCCCGUUCAUUCAGUGGUUUGCCGCCUGGCUUGGCCGCGAACUGCUGGCCCUGCCCAUCUGGAUCAUGGCGGUGUAUGGCGGUGUGACUGUCGUCUGGCGGGACCGGCGCUUUAAGGUCGGCUUCGAUGCGAAAGUUCGGGAGAUCGGCCCUUCUACUCCACCACCUGUGGAGGUUUCGUCUUCUACCGGAGCGGUAGCAGGCAAGGUCCGCAGUGAUUGA